AUGAAUUAUCCAGUAAGGACAAAAGAUACAGCAGAUCAUGCUGGAUUUGAUGUACAAUUAGAUUGGUUAUAUAAAGGUAAAAGAAGAAAUAAACCAAAAGGUUUAAAUUCUCUACCGAUUAAGAAAAAGGCUCCAACAAUAUCAGCAACACCUGUACCAAAGACUAGAAAUAGAUCAAAAUCUAUUUCAAAUGGUAUGUUAUCAGAAAGUAAGACUACUUCAAAUGAAUGGAAUGAAGUAAAACAAGAUGUAUUAAAGAAAAAUAAUCAUUUAUUUCCUGAAAAAAGUAGUAAUACUCCUACUUCUACUAGAUCAAGAUCAUCAACUAUGACAGAUGAUGAUCAUAAUUCAAUGAAACGUAUAUCUAAUGUUAAUAGUACAACUUCAAAUGAUAAUAAUGGUAAUAGUGGAUUACAUAGAAGUAAUUCAAUGAAUGAAAAACCAAAAAGAUCAAUUUUUAGUAGUUUAUUUGGUAAAAAACUUCAAGAUACACCUACUUUAACUAUACAAACAAGUAAUCCAACAACUAUUGUUACACCAACUAAAAUUAAUAAUAAACAACAAGAAAUUAUUGAUGAGAAUGUUUCUGAAUUAUCUAAAUUAGCAAAAAAUCGUUUAAGAAGGGUUAGAUUUGCCGUUGAUAAAAUUGAAGAUGAUCCACCACAGCAAUUACCUUCCAGAAAGCCAAAGAUGGGAAAUAUUUUAAUCCCUGAAGAAAUGAUUAGUAGUACACCUUUAAUAUCUGUUGGGAUUAGUAAUUCUAAAAAUAAUAGUAGUAGUAAUGAUACUCAAAUUUCAUCUCCACCAUCUUCAUUACAAGGCAGAAAAUUUACAAGGGAUUCCAAGGAAUACAAAAUUGUAUUGGAACAUUAUAAAAAAAGUUUAAAGGAAUCGGAAAGAAGACAACUAGAAUCUCAUGAAGCGGCAGAAUGUGUUGCUAAAGAGGUUCGCAAUUAUAAAAUAGGAACUCCUUUAAAAAAGAUUAAAAGUAAUGAGUCACGUACUAGUGGUAAAAGUGACGAAGAUUUCGAACGUGAAACAACAAUUGAUUCAACUUUAAUGUCAAAUAUUGAAAUUGAUAAACCAUUACAUAUAAAUGCACAUCCAUUUCAAAAUUCACAUUCAAAUGAAAUUUCAGAACCAGGAUCUCCUAAUUCUAAUAAAGAGAUGACUUUAGACGUAAUAUAUACGAGAUGUUGCCAUUUAAGAGAAAUUUUACCAAUUCCAUCAACAUUGAGACAAGUUAAAGGUAAGACUGCACCUUUACAUGUAAUAAAAUUUUUAAAUCCAAGACCUACUUUGAUUGAUAUACUUUCAUUUUGUGAUUUUAUAUCCAUUGUUCCAAUUCACAUUGUUAUCUUUGAUAAUGUUCUUUUAAGUUCUGAAAUGUUUAGAAUUUUAUUGACAUCUUUAGUCAAUUCAAAAGUAUUGGAGAAACUUGGUCUAAGAAACGUUGUAAUUAAUCAAUCAGAUUGGAGAUUUUUUUGUAGUUUUAUGUUACAAAAUAGAUCUCUUAUAAAGUUAGAUAUCUCUCAAACAAAAACUAGAAGUGAACAAGAUCUAUCUACUUAUAGAGAAAAUAUGAAUUGGUCUCUCCUUGCAGAGGUUUUAAAUGCAAGGAAAGGUCGCCCAUUGGAAGAAUUAUUAUUAAAUGGUAUUAAAGUAUCAUAUAUCCCAUUAGAUGAAUUGAUGACACUUUUAAAUAUUUUUGGUAAAAAGAAUAGAGGUAAAAGUAGACAAAGAUUAGGAAUGGCAAUGACAGAUAUUGACGAAGAUCAUAUUAGAAAUAUAUUUAAUUGGAUGUCACAAUUUAGUAUUCAGGGGGUAGACUUCGCAUUUAAUAAUUUAACACCAUUGGUAAAACCAAUUAUUGAUAAAUUAUCCUUAUUAAAUUAUGAACAUUUGGAAUAUUUUACCUUGAAUAGUACAUUUCUAACUGAUGUUGAUGAGGUCACCCAGUUGUUAAAUUGUUUGGCUAACCUACCUAACUUACAAUUCUUGGAUUUAAGUAAUUUACCUGCUUUAUUCCCAGCCAUCUUCCCAUCAUUAAAUGAAACAUUACCUAAAUUUAAACAAUUGAAAAGGAUUCAUUUGGAUAAUAAUAACAUGGAUGAUAAACAAUUGACUUUGUUGUGUAAUAUUUUGGUUAAAUGUAAGACUUUAUCACAUAUAUCCUUAAUGACUGUAAUACCAACGCCAAGUCCAGUAGAAAAGAUACCAACUGGUCCAGACGAAGUUAUGGAGUCUAAAUUUGGAAUGACACCAAUGACACCAAUUAAUGUAGAAGAACCAAAGCAAGAAAAUGAAAAAAGUAGUGAAUUUGUUAAAUCAUCAUUGUGGGGUCAAUAUUAUAGUCUGGCUCAUGAUAUGCCAAACUUAUUGAGUUUAGAUAUCAAUUAUGACGAGAUCCCCGAUGAAUUACAAUCCCGUAUCGCUUUGUGUCUAAUGAGAAACAUGAAGAAAACAAUGGAUUCCACAUUCCAAAUCGAUGAAUUGACUUCUCAAGACGAACUGCUAUUCGACGGUUCAUUAUUGACAGACACAGCCGAUCAAGUGUUGAAGAGAUUAGAAGAGACUUCUGUCGAUGGUACAGUAGAUACUGGUGAUUUGGAUGCCAGUAGGAAGUAUAUGUUAAAAAAAUAUAUUGAGAAGUUGGAUAAUGUCUUAAAGAAGGUCCAAAUUACAAUAGAUUUAAUGUUAGAAAAGAGUAAAAAUGACCAAUUACCAGAGAAAGAAAAAGAAAACUUAUUAAGUUUAUUAUUAUUAAAGAGAAACCUUUCAAAUAUCUUAGAGAUUCUAUUAGAUGUUCCAAGACAAACCGCCGGAGUCAUGUCUCCGGUCUCACAGGCAGUAUCAUCCUUCGACGCUAGAGAUAUUACUACGCCUACUACUCCGGUGAGACCCGAUUUAAGACAUAUGGACUCUGCACGACUAUUGUCGCAGGCAGUAGGGACUGUAAUGGGGCGAGCCACUGAGCAUAGUAAAGAACGUGAAGAAACAGAAUUUGAAGCAUCUCGCCCUCAUGUGAUGGCUACUGACUCUGGUAGAGUCAUUGAUGUUCAAACGGGACAACAAGUUUUACAUAAAUCCUCUUCCAAUACAUCUUUGGCUAGUAAAUUACAAGAACAAGAAGAAGGUGAAUUCCAUAAAUGGGGUUACUUCAGACAGCAUAGUUCAAUGUUGAACGAUGACUUAUCGUCACCUAUAAUAACGACACCAAAUAAUGAAGAGGAAAAUUCUUCAAUGGGAACCAUGACACCUAGACCGGGACAAGAAACUAACCCAUUUACAGACCCUAAAUUGAGGGAUACGAAACCAAAGAUAUUACCAAAGAUUCCUACUGGUUCAGAGUUGCGUAAAGCAAUCAUGAAGGCCAAGGGUAUUGAGUCUAUCGAUGAUCUGAUUAAAAAGGUGAGCGACAAUAAAUCGGAAUUAGAAACUAUUUACAACGCUGCUUUGAAUCUAAGUCAAACCUCGAGUAUUAACGAUUCAGUAAGAGACAGUGCUGUUUCAUCAUCUCCUUAA
This is a messenger RNA of Maudiozyma saulgeensis, 3525 nucleotides long. Lineage: Eukaryota; Fungi; Ascomycota; Saccharomycetes; Saccharomycetales; Saccharomycetaceae. The record is from the annotation of a GenBank genome assembly.